GCGACUUUGUGGGGCAGCCUGGGCCUUGGCGGCCGCUCGGGCGAGCGCAGGAGAACGCAGGGGCGCCCGCCGGGCGGUCCGGAGCGGCCGAUGGGGCCCGUGUGAGCGCGCCCAGGCCCGGCCCGGUGCCCGGCGGGCGGCAGCAUGUCCGCGGGCGGCAGCGCCAGGAAGAGCACCGGGAGGUCCUCCUACUACUACCGGCUGCUGAGGCGGCCCCGGUUGCAGCGACAGAGGAGCCGCUCCCGCAGCCGGACCCGGCCUGCCAGGGAGUCGCCUCAAGAAAGGCCGGGCUCUCGGCGCAGCCUGCCCGGCAGCCUCUCCGAGAAGAGCCCCAGCAUGGAGCCCUCGGCUGCCACACCGUUCCGGGUCACGGGCUUCCUCAGCCGCCGCCUCAAGGGCUCCAUCAAGCGCACCAAGAGCCAGCCCAAGCUGGACCGCAACCACAGCUUCCGCCACAUCCUGCCGGGGUUCCGGAGCGCCGCCGCCGCCGCAGCGGACAAUGAGAGGUCCCAUCUGAUGCCAAGGCUGAAGGAGUCUCGCUCCCACGAGUCCCUGCUCAGCCCCAGCAGUGCAGUGGAGGCGCUGGACCUCAGCAUGGAGGAAGAGGUGGUCAUCAAACCCGUGCACAGCAGCAUCCUUGGCCAGGACUACUGCUUCGAGGUGACGACGUCAUCAGGAAGCAAGUGCUUUUCCUGCCGUUCUGCAGCUGAGCGGGAUAAGUGGAUGGAGAACCUGCGGCGAGCAGUGCACCCCAACAAGGACAACAGCCGGCGUGUGGAACACAUCCUGAAGCUGUGGGUGAUUGAGGCCAAGGACCUGCCAGCCAAGAAGAAGUACCUGUGUGAGCUGUGCCUGGAUGAUGUGCUCUACGCCCGCACCACGGGCAAGCUCAAGACGGACAAUGUGUUCUGGGGCGAGCACUUCGAGUUCCACAACCUGCCGCCCCUGCGCACAGUCACUGUCCACCUGUACCGGGAGACCGACAAGAAGAAGAAGAAGGAGCGCAACAGUUACCUGGGCCUGGUGAGCCUGCCCGCUGCCUCGGUGGCCGGGCGGCAGUUCGUGGAGAAGUGGUACCCGGUGGUGACGCCCAACCCCAAGGGUGGCAAGGGUCCUGGGCCCAUGAUCCGCAUCAAGGCACGCUACCAAACCAUCACCAUCCUGCCCAUGGAGAUGUACAAAGAGUUCGCUGAGCACAUCACCAACCACUACCUGGGGCUGUGUGCAGCCCUCGAGCCCAUCCUCAGUGCCAAGACCAAGGAGGAGAUGGCAUCUGCCCUGGUGCACAUCCUGCAGAGCACGGGCAAGGUGAAGGACUUCCUGACAGACCUGAUGAUGUCAGAGGUGGACCGCUGCGGGGACAACGAGCACCUCAUCUUCCGGGAGAACACACUGGCCACCAAGGCCAUCGAGGAGUACCUCAAGCUAGUGGGCCAGAAGUACCUGCAGGACGCCCUAGGUGAGUUCAUCAAAGCACUGUACGAGUCAGAUGAGAACUGCGAGGUGGAUCCCAGCAAGUGCUCAGCCGCUGACCUCCCAGAGCACCAGGGCAACCUCAAGAUGUGCUGCGAGCUGGCCUUCUGCAAGAUCAUCAACUCCUACUGCGUCUUCCCACGGGAGUUGAAAGAGGUGUUUGCCUCGUGGAGGCAGGAGUGCAGCAGCCGCGGCCGGCCGGACAUCAGUGAGCGGCUCAUCAGCGCCUCCCUCUUCCUGCGCUUCCUCUGCCCAGCCAUCAUGUCGCCCUCACUCUUCAACCUGCUGCAGGAGUACCCCGAUGACCGCACUGCCCGCACCCUCACCCUCAUCGCCAAGGUCACCCAGAACCUGGCCAACUUUGCCAAAUUCGGCAGCAAGGAGGAGUACAUGUCCUUCAUGAACCAGUUCCUAGAGCAUGAGUGGACCAACAUGCAGCGCUUCCUGCUGGAGAUCUCCAACCCCGAGACCCUCUCCAACACAGCUGGCUUCGAGGGCUACAUCGACUUGGGCCGCGAGCUCUCCAGCCUGCACUCACUGCUCUGGGAGGCCAUCAGCCAGCUGGAGCAGAGCAUAGUGUCCAAACUGGGACCCCUGCCUCGGAUCCUGAGGGAUGUCCACACAGCGCUGAGCACCCCAGGUAGUGGGCAGCUGCCAGGGACCAACGACCUGGCCUCCACACCGGGCUCUGGCAGCAGCAGCAUCUCAGCUGGGCUGCAGAAGAUGGUGAUCGAGAAUGAUCUUUCCGGGUCCUCCGGGGUCCAGCCCUCACCUGCCCGCAGCUCGAGUUACUCGGAAGCCAACGAGCCUGAUCUUCAGAUGGCCAACGGUGGCAAGAGCCUCUCCAUGGUGGACCUCCAGGAUGCCCGUGCGCUGGAUGGGGAGGCAGGCUCCCCAGUGGGCCCCGAUGUCCUCCCCACAGAUGGGCAGGCCCCUGCAGCUCAGCUGGUGGCCGGGUGGCCAGCCCGGGCAACCCCAGUGAGCCUGGCAGGGCUGGCCACGGUGCGGCGGGCAGGCCAGACACCAACCACACCAGGCACCUCCGAGGGCGCGCCAGGCCGGCCCCAGCUGUUGGCACCGCUCUCCUUCCAGAACCCUGUGUACCAGAUGGCGGCUGGCCUGCCGCUGUCACCCCGCGGCCUUGGCGACUCAGGCUCUGAGGGCCACAGCUCCCUGAGCUCACACAGCAACAGCGAGGAAUUGGCGGCCGCUGCCAAGCUGGGAAGUUUCAGCACUGCCGCGGAGGAGCUGGCUCGGCGGCCCGGUGAGCUGGCACGGCGACAGAUGUCACUGACUGAAAAAGGCGGGCAGCCCACGGUGCCACGGCAGAACAGUGCUGGCCCCCAGAGGAGGAUCGACCAGCCUCCGCCCCCACCCCCGCCGCCACCUCCUGCCCCCCGCGGCCGGACGCCCCCCAACCUGCUGGGCACCCUGCAGUACCCAAGACCCUCAAGCGGAACCCUGGCGUCGGCCUCACCUGAUUGGGCAGGCCCCAGUACCCGCCUGAGGCAGCAGUCCUCUUCCUCCAAGGGGGACAGCCCAGAACUGAAGCCACGGUCAGUGCACAAGCAGGGCCCUUCACCCGUGAGCCCCAAUGCCCUGGACCGCACAGCCGCUUGGCUCUUGACCAUGAACGCGCAGUUGUUAGAAGACGAGGGCCUGGGCCCAGACCCCCCCCACAGGGAUAGGCUAAGGAGUAAGGACGAGCUCAGCCAAGCAGAAAAGGACCUGGCGGUGCUGCAGGACAAGCUGCGAAUCUCCACCAAGAAGCUGGAGGAGUAUGAGACCCUGUUCAAGUGCCAGGAGGAGACGACGCAGAAGCUGGUGCUGGAGUACCAGGCACGGCUGGAGGAGGGCGAGGAGCGGCUGCGGCGGCAGCAGGAGGACAAGGACAUCCAGAUGAAGGGCAUCAUCAGCAGAUUGAUGUCCGUGGAGGAAGAACUGAAGAAGGACCAUGCAGAGAUGCAAGCAGCUGUGGACUCCAAACAGAAGAUCAUUGAUGCCCAGGAGAAGCGCAUUGCCUCGCUGGAUGCCGCCAAUGCCCGCCUCAUGAGCGCCCUGACCCAGCUGAAAGAGAGGUACAGCAUGCAAGCCCGUAACGGCAUCUCCCCCACCAACCCCACCAAAUUGCAGAUUACUGAGAACGGCGAGUUCAGAAACAGCAGCAAUUGUUAACCUGCCUGAGGAGGGAGGAAGCUACCCAAGGAGAGGGGGACUAUGGUGGCCAAGGGCAGGGUUUCGGCCUGGGGAGGCACCCACGGUUGCAGCCCCAGCGCAGGUGUCAGGGGACCGAGUCUCCCCUCCCCGCCGCUGUCCAGGAGGUGGCCGCAGAGGGAGCCGCCAGAGACUGAAGCAGCGUGAGGCGAGGUCACCAGCCGCUCCCUGUGGGGUGCGGGCAGAAGAGACUGCACGCUGGGGAGUGGGGACAGCCUGGUGGGGCAGGGGGCCUGCCAAAAAUAUGUCUGUUGGUUCCUGAAUGUGGCGUGUCCUUGUCCUCCUGGAUCUGGCCGAGUGCAUGUUCCCCACAUCCGUGCCAGGGAGGGGGCUUCUUGGAGGGGGGAUUCAAGGGCUAGGGGCCUACACCUGUGGCUUCCCCUCGCCUCCUUGGGGGGCCCAGGACUCCCUGGCAGCCAAGCCCUGUCCUGUGGGACCUGGCACUUGGUGGAUUGGUUGGCAGGCAGGAAGAUAGGAGGACACAGGGCAGGAGGUCAGUGUCCCCUGCCUGUCUCCAUCCGAAGCGCCUGCCACUGCAUGCGGCCUAUUGGGACCUUCCUGGCUGUGAGGAACUGAGGAUUCCUACCCACCCACCCCCUCUGAACCUGUCCCCAGAGCGCCACCUGCCACCUUCUUCACUGCCUUAGUUGUAUUGCCAGAUAGACCCAGUGAGGGCCAUGGCUUUUUCUUGUCAGCUCUUAUCCCUGUGGGGAGGACCCACAGCUUCCCACACUUCCCACACAGGCCCAGGCUGAUGCUCUAGGGCUCCCAGAAGCCAAAGAUCUGGGUGGAUCUGGCCAGAUGGCUCUGAGCACUGUAUCUGCCUUCUCCUGGGGCCCAGCACACCCAGGGCACAGUGGCCCUGUAGGGAGUGCCACGUGGUGCUCACCCUGAGAAAAAAGGUGAUCCUUUCUCUGAGUGAUGGUUUAAAAAAAGAUUCUAACGCCUGCAGGCCCUGAGAAGGUGGAUAACUGUGAUUUUUUUUCCUUUCACAGUAUGCAUUAGAAACAAAAGCCCGCUUGCUCGCUUGCUGGAACACAGGGGCCUUUUAAGUUGAGCGUGCGCACUGCAUGGGAAAUAGCGGCCCUGGAGGAUGUUAGACUUGCUCCCUCUCCAAGACAGCAGCAGCCUGCACCCAGCCCCGUGUGUGCGGCCGGCCUCCUCCUCACCCUUCCCGGCCCCCGGCCAAGGACCCAGGCGCUGCAUACAGGGGAGGUGCGCACCCCACAGCUGGGGCAGGUUUUCCUCAGCUCUAGGCUGUUCCGUAGCUUAUCUGCCCCUCCCCCACUUUCAAGACAGAUGAGCAGGAGCUUGGGUCUCUCUUGGCCCCUGUCUGUUCCCAGCCCCUGCAGAUUCCGAGCAAGGGCCCUGGGUAACAAGGGUGGAAGUGGGGCCUUUGCCAGCAGAACCAAGGCAGGGUGAGCUGCAGGAACCACCCCGCUGCCCGUGCAGCUGGAAUGUGCCACAGAGGCCCCACCGGAAGGGUGGAUGUGCUGGAGAGGUGGCCCAGAGCCAUACUGUAUCCACCCUGAGCUCGGGGACAGGUGACAGCAGCUGCUCUGGGAAGGGGCUCUUAGAUGUAACCUAUAAUUCAGUUAGGCUAGAGACAGAUGCUGGUGGAGGGAGGGCUGGGCCACCAGGGGUCACAGACCACAGGAAGAUGGGAGGCAGGAGCAGAGGCCCUGCCCCCACCCCUUCCUGCCCCACUCCUCUGUCUUGUCCCCACCCGUGCGCCUUCGUGCCUGAGACCAGGGUGACCACACAGGCAGGGCCUGGCUCCAGUCUCAUCCUCCCACUGCCCAGUGAGCCCUGCCCUCCUCUCCCCAGCCCCCUCCCACCGCUGCCUCGUAGAGUGACCUCGGACAGAGCCUCCUUAGCAAUACGGGGAGGCUCCCAGGGCCUGGACAGGCGGGCUCGGAGGCCACCCGCUGUGGCCGGUGCCAGCUGCCCUUGCAGGGGUGGGUGAGCUCUCAGGCCGAGAGCCUUAUUUACCUAGUGCAAAAACUGUAAAAGUGUACAGACUCUUCACAGAUUUUUAUCUUAAUUGCAAGUCUGCCGAUUUUGUAAAUGUUCUUGGUGUUUGACUGUAAUGUAACUAUCUCACCUAAUGGUUGUACAUAUCCUUUGGUCCUGGUGCUGCCGAGGGCUGGCCGGGACUGCUGCUCUCCCAAGGGUUUUAUUUUAUUUCUGAAUCUAGAGAACAGUAUUGGGCAGGAGGAAGAGGCUUGAGGUCUGCAGGGGUUGUUUUCCCUACCUGUGGCAUUUAUGUGUUGGCUUUGCAGCUGCUGUCUGGGUAGCAGCUGCUGGGGUGCUUUCACUGGGCCAGUCAGCAGGGGCUCCUGCCUGGGCCACAGAGAACCUGAGUUCCCGGGAGCUGGGCCCUGCCUGCAGCCAGGGAUGGGAUUGCCAGAGGCCCUGGAGGGAAGGACAGUCCCUGCUGGGGAAAAACACAGCCCCGGGGUCCCCUGGUCACUGAGACUCAGCCUCUACUGGAGAAAGCCACGCCCUCCCCGCUAGCACAGAGGCCUGACUGACUUUUUUGCUUAACUUCCAUGUUCUGGGUGAUGGAAACUGCCAAACCUCAUGUCAGUGAGGACUCUUUCCAACUGCCCAGAGAGUGGGGGUGUGGAGGACCGAGGCUACAGCUCCACACACCCCGGUCCCCCAGAGCAUCUGCCCCAAGUACACCUCCCCUUGUGCCCCGCACAACUGCGGGAGCCAGACUGUCCAGGGAAACAGCCCCUCUUUUCUACACACUCAGCCACAAAGCCCCCAGCCCCCACACCGCGUCCCAGCUCCCCUCUUUUGUAAGUAUGUGAAAAGGAAAAAAUGCAAACAUUGGAGUUUGGGCUGGAGCUCCUCCCUCCAGCUGCGACUUUUAACUAUGUAAUAAUGUACAGAGGAAGCUGUUGGUGUUCUAAGACUCUGUGUGGCUGUGCAAUUUCUGUACAUUUGCAAUUAGAAAUAUUAAAGAUUUAUUUAGCUAUUUUAA
This is a messenger RNA of Rhinopithecus roxellana (golden snub-nosed monkey), 6679 nucleotides long. It is a transcript of the gene DAB2IP, whose product is annotated as DAB2 interacting protein. The coding region runs from base 145 to 3648 and encodes 1167 amino acids. Gene Ontology annotation, biological process: regulation of GTPase activity. The transcript has 16 exons. NCBI's taxonomy places the organism in Eukaryota, Metazoa, Chordata, Mammalia, Primates, Cercopithecidae. The record is from RefSeq and is a predicted model, not a curated record.